UUCCUCAUUGUUCCUGCAAUUGUGGGUAGUGCCCUUCUCCACCGGCUUUCGGAUGAUCGAUGGGAAAAGAUAACAGCAUGGAUGUAUGGCAUGGGGCUCUGUGCGCUCUUCAUUGUCUCCACAGUAUUUCAUAUUGUUUCGUGGAAAAAGAGUCACUUAAGGACAAUGGAGCAUUGCUUUCACAUGUGUGACAGAAUGAUGAUCUACGUCUUUAUUGCGGCAUCAUAUGCACCAUGGUUAAAUCUACGUGAGCUUGGACCUCUAGCAUCCCACAUGCGUUGGUUUAUCUGGCUGAUGGCUGCUGGAGGAACCAUUUACGUAUUUCUCUACCAUGAAAAGUAUAAGAUCGUUGAACUCUUUUUCUAUUUAGCGAUGGGAUUUUCUCCUGCUCUGGUAGUGACAUCCAUGAGCAACACUGAUGGACUCCAGGAGGUCGCCUGGGGAGGCCUGAUCUAUUGCCUGGGUGUGGUGUUCUUCAAGAGCGAUGGAGUCAUCCCCUUUGCCCAUGCCAUCUGGCACAUAUUUGUGGCCACAGCAGCAGCUGUUCAUUACUAUGCCAUUUGGAAGUACCUUUACAGAAGUCCUGCAGACAUAAUUCGUCACUUAUGAGAUAGAUAUAGAUAUUAUAUCUAUAUAGAAAAGAAAAUCUGCACUUGGUCUCUGUAACAGUAUUAUUUGACUUAAGGAAUUCGGGGAAAUUGGAAAAUUGCACAGAAAAACUGCACUGACUUUGGUAGUUCUCUGAACACAAUUACUGUGAACUGAUGUUGUAUGUGUCCUGCAAUUGCCCAUCAUACGGCAAGUGCUGUAAAAAACCAAGAUACUGUACUGCAGUACUAAGAGUCCAUUCCAUGUUAGUAGAACCGGCUACCUGAUGUUUACAAAUAAAUUUUGUAUUCUAGCUUCAUUUUACAAUUUUUAACUAUGUGACUUUUUCUAAAUUAGUGAUUCAAAUGGUGAAGUCAGUGCAAUAGUGAAAAUGUAACUUUUGAUUUGAAAUUGGUUUCUAUCACCUUUCCACUUGUCAUGUAUUAAACAUGAAUCACAGACAAAUAAUCUACUUUUAUCACCCAUUAUCUUGGUAUAAUGUGACUUUUCUAGAAAACUUUUGUGUUUUU
Messenger RNA from Mesitornis unicolor (brown roatelo), 1118 nucleotides. It is a transcript of the gene MMD, whose product is annotated as monocyte to macrophage differentiation-associated. Gene Ontology annotation, molecular function: pore-forming activity. Gene Ontology annotation, cellular component: membrane. NCBI's taxonomy places the organism in Eukaryota, Metazoa, Chordata, Aves, Mesitornithiformes, Mesitornithidae. The record is from RefSeq and is a predicted model, not a curated record. The transcript has 5 exons. The annotation marks the transcript as partial.